GUGGCAAUCCGCGAUGCCUUGGCAUUGCCUGAGUCCUGCGAGGUCUCGUCUGUGGGUGCAGGUUGGGCUGGAGUGUACUUCGCCUUUCGUCACGCUUUGAAUGGCCAAAAAGUUUGCAUCUUUGAGAGCUCCAAAAGAAUCGGUGGUCGUACCUACUCCCAUCGCCUCCAAGCAUCUGGGGAGUGGUUCACCUUGGAUGUAGGAGCUUACCGCUUUUCUCCUGAUAUGCACCUGCCUGGAGAUGUGAUCAACUUGCUGGGCUUCAAAACUGCAUGCUAUGAACCGAGCUGCCCUCCUGCUUCAAAGGAGUUCCCACCCCCCUUUACGUUCAAGUACACUGCGCCUUUGAGACGAAUCGUAGAUGAAGAAGGAAUGCCAGCAGGUUAUGUCACAGCAAUUCGAGGCAUGGUGGAUCGAAUCUUGGCUUCAGGUGGACAGCUCUUUAUCGAUGCCAAUCUUACAGAUUUACAAGCACUGCAUUCAGGCGAAGUACGUCUAAAAUUUGGCUCUCAAUCUGUGCUCACCAAGAUGGUCUUGCUCAACUUGCCUCGAGCGUCAUUUCUUGGGUUGCCAUCUUUGCGCGCAGCUACCCCAAGCCGCACUGUGCAGAUGGCAGAAUGCGUGAAGUUUGACACACCUACAAAGUUCUUCCCCCCAGGUUCUUUCAGCUUGGGCAAAAGUCUGGCAAAGGCUUAUGCAUUCUACAAGGAUGCCUGGUGGCACAACCACCUGAAUCUGACAGUUGGUCAAUGGCCAGCCAAUGCCUUUGAGCCAGUAAACACCAGUGAGGGUAUCCCAAUUGGCAUCCAUUGGAAUGAUGGCCCAGUGCGCUGCCAUGCGCCCCUGCAAGGGUGCCGUGGCUUCCUUGAGGUCUUCUACUCUGCUGCCAACGAGGACUUUUUCGAGGAUUUGCGGCCGAAUGACUUGGAGCCCCUGGGCAUUCUCCAGGGUGAGGGUUCUGCUGCGAAGCUCAAGAGGCUUCACGCAGCAGUCAUGGAGGCCACCAAGCCACUCUUCGAGAACCGAUCUAUUUCACAGCCUGAGGAGCCUCCUACAAUGCUUGUGGUUGGCAUUUGGGAUCGAACUGGUCAUGGCUACACUGCCCCAACGAAGGUCUAUUACAGCCUAGACAGUAGCACCCCUGGUGGUGCCGACCCAUUAGAGAAAGCCUGUGGUGUCUCUGGCUUAACUGACAAAGAAUAUCGAGACUCACUGCUGUUUCCACUUCCAGAACUGAAGCAGGUCGUGCUGGCGAACAAUGAUUGGUCUGCAAUGCCAGUGGAGAAGAUGUUUGGAGAUUGGGCUGAAGAAAGUUUGCUGCAAGCGGAGCGUGCUUUGCACGCAAAUGGAGUCCCGCGACCAUCGUGGCUUGACGAGGACUACUACAACCUGAAGGUGGUUGGUGAAGCAGUUGUGACCUUCGUUUGAUGUGCGUGUACUGACCGUAUCGAUGGUUUAUUGCUCUCAUUUUCUCUUGGCUUCUGACCAGAUGCCGUUUCGUGUACUGUUUGGGAUGAAAGGCCCCUAGGUCCGCCGCGGCUGCUUCCAUGUAGGCAUUUUCUGAUGAAGUCGGAAAUGCAGCUGUCCUGCGAAGC
This is a messenger RNA of Cladocopium goreaui, 1595 nucleotides long. NCBI's taxonomy places the organism in Eukaryota, Dinophyceae, Suessiales, Symbiodiniaceae. The record is from the annotation of a GenBank genome assembly.